Molecule: messenger RNA, 231 nt
Organism: Penicillium samsonianum
Lineage: Eukaryota; Fungi; Ascomycota; Eurotiomycetes; Eurotiales; Aspergillaceae
Exons: 3
Coding region: 1-231 (76 amino acids)
Source: RefSeq, a predicted model, not a curated record
AUGGAUUUCAUCAAGAAGGCUGCUUCUUCAGUUAGCGGCAAGAAGGGCGAUAACGCCGACCACAGCACCGGGCAGCAGAGCGACGACUACGUUGACAAAGCCUUCGGUGCCGGUGUCAAGAAGUCCGGCUACAAUGUCGACCGCAGCACGCAGGAGAAGAUCACUGACGGUGCCCGCGAGGCCUACGAGAAGGCCACUGGCAAGAAAGUCAGCGACAAGGUCUCCAACUAA